CACUCGGCCCGGUUGGUGAGUUUGUUAUGACAAGUCGAGGCCUCGGACUAAAUUAGGAGCGUAGCCCCCUGUGUUUGUCCAGGCGAUUCCGCGAUGGAAGGCAUGGACCUGGACCUGGACCAGGAGCUCAUGCAGAAAUUCAGCUGCAUGGGAACAACAGACAAAGACAUCUUGAUUUCGGAAUUUCAGCGGCUGCUUGGGUUUCAGCUAAACCCCGCUGGAUGCGCCUUCUUUCUGGAUAUGACCAACUGGAAUUUACAAGCAGCCAUCGGAGCCUACUAUGACUUUGAGAGUCCCAACAUCAGUGCACCAUGCAUGUCCCUAGUGAAGGAUGUGACGAUCGGGGAAGGGGAAUCAGUACCACCAGACACACCUUUCACAAAGACCUGGAGAAUACAGAACACAGGUGCAGAGUCAUGGCCUCCAGGGGUUUGUCUCAAGUAUGUUGGAGGAGAUCAGUUCGGUCAUGUGAACAUGGUGAUGGUGCGGUCUCUGGACCCGCAGGAAAUGACUGAUGUUAGUGUGCAAAUGCAGAGCCCAGUGUCUCCUGGUAUGUACCAGGGCCAGUGGAGGAUGUGUACGGCUACAGGACUUUACUUUGGAGAUGUAAUUUGGGUGAUCCUGAGCGUAGAGGUCGGAGGCCUUCUUGGCGUCACGCAGCAGCUUUCCUCGUUCAAAGCCGAGUUCAACACCCAACCUCACCGCAACCUGGAGGGAGACUACAACCCCUUCGCCUCGCCAGAGAAGAGCAAGUGCCCCAACAGCAACAACAACAGCCUCCAUGAUGCCAGCGGUCACAGGGUCACAGAGCUGCAGCAAGAUCAGAAUGGACUCUCACACAACUCUGUGGAUUUAGUAGCAAACAGUCUACAAAACAAUUUAUCAGUAGUUGCUUAUAACCAGGGUAUACAGGAGCCCUAUCCCUUUGGGCACUCUUAAAUCAUGGGACUUGUCACAGUGAAGCAGCACUGAACCUCUGGAUCGAGUCACAUCUGUAAGAGAAUGAAGAGGCUUUAUCAGCAGCUGGAAAAGAGACUGGAGAUUCAAAAACACUUUAUGCAAACUCCAGCUUCACUUUUUUUUCUUAUGAACCAGAAGCCAAUGCUCCUGACGUGCAGCUCAACCAACAUCCCACAACCCACUGUAUGCACGUGUGAAUGCUAAGUUAAAACUGAGUGCUAUGGGUCCUUGUGAGUGACUUUUUUUAGUUGUUGGAGUGCAAAUGAAACAGUGACAGGAGUGUGUAUUUGUGGAAUUGUGUGUAUAUGUGUGUGCAACCAGAAUGAGAGACUUUGGAGGAAAAGCCAUUUAAAUUUGCCAACUGAUUCUCCAGUUUCUGCUCUGACUCUUUGUGCAUCAUAACAUUGGAUAUCAUCAAUUACUUUAUAUCCUAAUUUUAAUUCCCCCUUUUGAAUAAGGGGAAAAGCAAAAAAAAAAAUCCCACCAGAAAAGUGUAUAUGACAAACAUUUAAAGGAUGUCAACUUAACGAAAUAAGUUUUGUGUAUUAAGGGUAAACUAUGCUCUCAUUGUAUAUGCAUAUUUAGAUGCAGUGUCAUUGUAGUCCACUGGAGGGAGUCUACCACUACUCCUACAAACUAAAACAUCAACAGAGAUAGACAAAAAACACAACUAGAAUUUAUAGUCCCUUUUAGUAAAAAAUACUCAUUGUAAACUUCAGCAUGGAAGCUAUGAAGGACAGCCAAUGAAGCUGUGUCAUUGCUGGCACUCAGUAUAAACACAUUAUGAAGUUAUAGAAGAAUAUAAGAAGACUAUUAUAAAAGGUCAUAAGGAAGUAUUAGAGUCAUUUUUAGAAUCUAAGUGAAGCUUAUUUUUACAUGCUUGCAUCAAGUUAAACUCAGAAAUUAACAGAUUUAAUGCACAAUAUGGCAGAAAACAUUUUAUUCCAGCCAUAAUGAUGGCAGACAAGUUAAACUUUACAUUUAUAAACAAUUUUAUAUAUAAAUUCAAUUCUAAAGCUGUUUUGGACUUGCUUCUAUCAUAUUGAGUUGAAUGUAAUUGUUGAAUGUAGAAGAGGAAAAUGUAUUUGGAAACUCAUUAAUUUACCCAAAGAUUGAACAUUGUAUAUUUACAUUGAACAUUUUUAUGGGUGUAAUUAUUCUGAAUUUUCUUGUCUGUUGUUCAAAUUACAUGUAAGGUGUUCCACAUUUAUGUCCUAUAAAUGUUUUCAUUCAUCAUCAAUAAGCUUCUUACAAAAACUGACUUGUGUUUUAAGUCUGUAAGAUGCAAACUUUAACAGCAGCAGUUGAAUAAAAUUGAAAGAAUCACA
Messenger RNA from Cheilinus undulatus (humphead wrasse), 2288 nucleotides. RefSeq names its product protein ILRUN-like. The record is from RefSeq and is a predicted model, not a curated record. Gene Ontology annotation, molecular function: ubiquitin binding. NCBI's taxonomy places the organism in Eukaryota, Metazoa, Chordata, Actinopteri, Labriformes, Labridae. Bases 94 to 939 code for a protein of 281 amino acids. Gene Ontology annotation, biological process: macroautophagy. The transcript is spliced from 5 exons. Gene Ontology annotation, cellular component: phagophore assembly site.